Pocillopora meandrina is the source of this 16675-nucleotide messenger RNA. The record is from the annotation of a GenBank genome assembly. NCBI's taxonomy places the organism in Eukaryota, Metazoa, Cnidaria, Anthozoa, Scleractinia, Pocilloporidae.
AGAGAAAGGAAUGAUGGUGACAGUGCUAUUAGUGGGUCGUUGUUCAGUGGCAUGACCUUAACAGCAGCUCCUGCUGAAAGGACAACCUCCUCUGAUGAAGUUAAUCUGAUGGGUCAUGGUGAUGUUUCACUGCAAGAUAAAUUACCCAAAACAGUUAUUGAAAAUCCACAAGAUUUUGGUGCAGUUCUUGGUAAGAAAGAAAAUUUGUGUUGCUCUGAUUUUUCUUUGAGGUACAGAAAUGGUCCACAAGGUGAGUGGACUACUCCUGGCACACUUGGAAAUCAAAACCAUAAAUUAGAAAGGUGUUCUUUUUUAAGUGAUUAACAUGCAUGUAACUUCUUCCCAUGAUAUCUGUACAUUAUCCAGCAAACAGGAAAGUAGAAUACUCAAACUUAUCAGGUAGAAGUUGUUAUCUUGAUUUAACACAGAAUUCUUGUUACCAAUAUACAAGGAAAUGUCAAGUAGCUUGAGGGGAGGAUUAAAAAUCAGAUUGUGGGUCAGUGGUUUUAGAAAUACACUCCUUUAACCCUUUAACUCCUAAGAUCUCAUUAGUAAUUCUCCUUACUGUCUCCCAUACAGUUCUUGGGAUGUUAGUUUGGAGAAUUUGGUAUUGGAUCAACGUAUAAUCUCCUAACCGAUAUUUUGCUUAAUUCUCAUCACUUAAUGUCUGCUUGAUAUUGUAUUGAUAUUGUAAGGAGAAAUUCUGUCUUGGUCACUCAUGGGAGUUAAAGGGUUAAGUGACGAUCGCAUAAUCAUUGAGAAUUCAGAUUACAUCAACAAAAAAAUUAAUUUUGGUUUCCUUCAUUUUGCUACAGCAAGACCCAUCGAAGCUGAGUUGUUACCCAAGCCAAUGCAGCCAAAAGUUGUUCCGCAGCAGAUGAGCCAAUCAGCUACAAAGAAGAAAAGAGCUCGGCACGCUGUGAGACCUGGAUAUGCCAGACAACCUGACACUAAAGGGUAAAUUCAAGUUUAAUUUUAUGUUUUAAUGUGCUGUUAGAAGUAGUGGUAGGAGGACUAGUAUUAGAAUGUUAGUGGUAAUAGAAGUAGCAGUAGCACUAUAGUGGUAGUAGCAGUGUCAGUGGCAGCAACAGUACCUAGUUCAGUAGUAAUGUCAGUAGCAGUAGCACCACCAACAGCAGAAGUAGCAGCCAUAGUAGCAGCAGAAGUAAAAGCAGAAGUAGCGGCAGAUUGAAGUAGAAGCAGAAGUAGCAGCACAAGUAGAAGCAGAAGUAGCAGCACAAGUAGAAGCAGAAGUAGGAGCAGAGAUAACAGCUGAAGCAGUGGCAGAAGUAGCAGCAGAAGUAGCAGCAGAAGUUGCAGCAGAAGUUGAAGCAGAAGUAGCAGCAGAAGUAGCAGCAGAAGUAGCAGCAGAAAAUGAAGCAAAAGUAGCAGCAGAUAUAGCAGCAGAAGUAGCAGCUGAAGUAGCAGCAGAAGUUGCAGCAGAGGUAGCAGCAAAAGUUUCAGCAGAAGUUUCAGCAGAAGUAGCAACAGAAGUAGCAGCAGAAGUUGAGGCAGAAAUAGCAGUAGUAGCAGUUAUAGCUGUUGUGAUAGAUAUAAGUAUUAAUUUUCACCGUAAAGUUAUUGUUUAUCCUAUAUUUUAAGGGAACCCAGUGAGCCAAGUGAUAUGAUUGCUGAGGGGACAGUUGGUAAAACUGAACAGGAAUCCAAGGUGGAAGAAGGUAUUUUGUUUUAGUUCAGCUACAAUGUUUGUUGAGUACUAGUUAAUGAAAUACAUAUCAAGAUGUUUGCAGAUAUUGUCAUUGUUAAAAUGUAGGCCUGGUGGUCUUGACAAUCUUGACAUGAUUUACACACUUAUUUUACAUUUGAAUAUCAUGUAUUUUUUUUUGGCAAUAAAUUUACAACUUGAAAGAUUAUUUUGAAUGUAAGGACAACUCAUUCCACCAGUUGAAGUUUCUCUUACCCUCUCACUCCUAUGAGUGACCAAGACAGAAUUUCUCCUUACAGUAUCAAUACAAUAUCAAGCAGACAAGUGAUGAGAAUAGAGAAAAAUAUCAAUAGGGGAAUUAUUAGUUGAUCCAAUGCCAAAUUCUCCAAACCAGUAUCAUGAAGAUUGUAUGGUAGACAGUAAGGAGAAUUUCGAAUGAGAUCUAAGGAGUGAAAGUAUUCAGUGUCCUUAACAGUUUUUUGAAAUCAUUGCAAAGUCUUAGGUAGAGAAAGGCACUUUGAGUAUUCAGAAUCAAAGUAAGUCAGUUCGCCCUUGAACACUUACUUAUUGUACCACAGCCCAGCAUUCAGGUUACCUUGUCUCCCCUUCCUUGAUGGAUAUGCUUGUUGCUUAUUAGAUCAGACAAGGGCAACAGGAGAAGUCACAAAACUUGAAGAGGAGAGUGGUGAGCCUUCCAUGCCCUUGUACUCCAUUGGAACCCCAUCAUCUUCGGAUGAAAAUUUGUUUGAAGAGAUGAAGAUCAAUACCACUGAAGGAAAUGUUACGAAAACUCCCAGCAGAGAAUCCUUAAAAGACUUAGACUUGAAUAGAUCAACUCCACCCCAGGGUGACAAAAUUAAUGUUGACGAAUUUAAUCCAAUUGAUGCUGUAAGUGACCACUCGGAAACUGUGUCUAAAUCUUCUUGUAUGGAGAUACAAGACAAAACCUUAGAGGUGUCAAACAACACAAAGAGUUUAGAAGAAGAUGAAAGUAUUUUUGAAAGUGGGAAAUAUUUGGAUUCAGAUGAAGAUCUUUCUAAGGCAUCUGGCAGAAGAAUAGAUGAAGGCUUUGCUGGGGAAACCUCUCUUAACAGUGCUGUGGAAAGUGAAAUACUAAAUUCACAUUUUACUCCUGGGUCAAAUGAACAAGUUAAACAAAAUGUGGAGGUAGAAUUUAAAGAAGAAAGACUCGUUAUGGAUCAGAAAAAGAGUGAUCUUGAAGAACCUUCGAAGAAGCUAAACAACGUGUUGACUCACUUGAAACUUCAACUUACAAGUCUAAGGUAUUAUGUGAAGUUCUGAGUUAUCAUGAAUGGGUGGUAUCUAGAUAGGAUAUGUGGAAACAGCUUAGUGUGAACCUGUGCAAGCAAUGAUGUUUGACUUGAUCCUAGAUGCACUGCUACCAUUUGUAUUAUUAGCAAACUCAGAAAAAAAUAUGGGGUACUUUACUUUUGUCACUUAUUGCAGAGUUAUGAAAGAGCCACUGUAUAGUUUUUAACCCGUUUCACCCCAACAGUAGUAUGCAUAUUCUCCCUACUAUUCUCUAUACAUUUCCUAAGGUGCUGACAAGGAGAAUUUGUUUAACAAUCACAAGUUUCAUUUUUUGGUUGUCAAUUCCUUUAUUCUCCAAAAAAAAAUUAGAAACUGGUCACUCUUUGUGGUCAAAGGGGUAAUUACUUCUCAUGAUUGACCAAGAAGUAAUUUCUCCAAACAAUAUCAAUACAAUAUCAAGCAGACUGGUGAUGAGAAUAGAGAAAAACAUCAACUAGGAAAUUAUUAAUUGAUGUAAAACCAAAUUCCCUGAACUAAAAACUGCGAGAAAUUUGUAGAAAACAAGGAGAAUAAUUACAGAAAACUUGAAGAUGAAAAGGUUUCAUGGUACCAUGAAAAAUUGGAUUAAAUAUUUAUGAGGAGUUUUAUCCUAUGGAAAGAUAUACUCAGUGCAAGCUUUUGAGUAGGAGAUUAGCGAGUCUAAAAAACCUCUCAUAUCCUUUUUUUUUCGUGUUUAGUAAAGACAAACGGUGCCUAAAAAGCCUUGAGGAAGAGUUGUUAAAGGUUUACACAGAGUUGUGCAAUGUGAAGAAUGAAAAAGGAGAAGAAUUCAAACGACUUCAGAUGGAAGAAAGCCAGGCCUUAGCCUGUGACAAUUAUGACCUGGCAGAAGAGAUCAGUAACAGAAUGGAACAACUCAAGCAAGAUUUGGAAUUUGCUAGGUAUAGGCUACCAGCUCGAGAUGAUAAGGUAGGGAAAAAAGGUUACUUCAAAUACUUUGGCCUUUUCAAUCCCUCCUCAUUCAAACUUCCAGUAAUUAUGAUAUGGCAGACUUUGCUGUUUGCCAGGACCAGAAAUCAGUUUCUGUAGCAGAUUUGAAAGUGUUGUGUGAACCUUCCACUCUCACUUUUCUCUGUCCCUCCUCUCUCUCCCUUCCCAUCCUUUCCCUUACCCUCCCCUCCCUCCUUUCAUUACUUCCUCCCUACCCCCUUCACUUGCUGUUCACUGCCCCUCCUGUCUUUUCCCCCACUCUCUCUUCCCUCCUUUUCAUCACUUCCUCCCUGCCCCUUCACCUUCCCUUCACUCUCCCUUCCCAUCUUUUUUCUCACCCUCCCAUCCCUCCCUCUCAUGACUUCUUCCCCACCCCCUCACCCAGCCUUUACUCCUCCUUCCAUCUUUUCCCUUACCCUCCCUUCCUUCCUUUUUAUUACUUCCUCCCCACCCCCUCCCCUUACUUGUCCUUCCCCCACCACACUUGGCCUUCCUUCCAUCUUUUUCAAAUCCGCUUUUAUUUUGAAAGGUUGAAAAAGCAUUGAAGCUGAGAGCUCAAAUAACAGAGAGAGAAGUUAAGAUUUACAGACAAAAUCAGACAACACUGGAAGAGGUGCGAGAAGAACAAAAAGAGUGUCUGGUCAGACACACAGAUAUUCAGGCUACCUGGAGUGCAAAGGAAAAACAGCAUCUGAAUUCUGAUCGGCAGAGACUGGAAAGAACAAUGGAUCAUCUGAGGCUUGACAAGGAGCAUAUGGAGGCAGAGGGUGUGGAACUAAGUAAAGAAAUUCUACUAAAAACUGAAGAGUUCCAAACAAAAAAGGAAGGGUUGCUUUUAGAGAGGGGAGCCUUGCAGGUUAGUUAAAAAAAAAAGAAAAAGUAUAGAAAAAAAAUAGUUUGUUAUCUUGGGUUCCAAAACUUGUCAAAUUUGAGCUUUUGAAGUUAAUUUUGUAAUAGAACAUUCAGCAUAUUGUUUUGACCUACCAUGCUCCAUACAUUAGAUGAACAUCUCUCCUGUUCUUCACAAUGAACAAGCUUCAAUUUUUGUUUGUUUUCAUUUGCACUAUGAAAAAAAAUUGACUACUCUAAGCUUCCCAUAAAUUCAUUUUUGAAAUGAGCUCAAGGGAGCAAAAUUAUAUAUAUAUAUAUAUGAGUAUGAUCAUAGAAAUAUUUGAUAUCAGUUACUCUGUCUAAUUAUCAUCAUGAACUUUGGUCCACAAUUUUAUAGCAAAUAUUUUUAUAGCUCAUAGGAACAUUCAAUCUUUGUUGUCUUCACCUGAGGAUGAUAAGAUGAUAGUUCUAACGUUAGCAAGUGAAAAAAGUUCGUUGAAGCAAAGAAUAUCUCAAUUUGUAAUAGGCAGAAAUCUCAUCACUGGAGGCUAAGCUGGCUAAGUUGAGAACCAAAGAAUUAGAGCUAACAGCUUUCAUCAAAGAGCAAGACAAUGAAAUAGACUCUGUCAAGUUGGAAUUCAGUCCACAGCAACAAGCCCUUGAUAAACAGCAACAGGAAAUAGAAAGAAGAGAGAGGUCACUUCAGGAAGAAUUUGUAAGUGAACCCUUUACACCCUAACAUCACUAUCCACAUUCUCUAUACAGUUCUCUGUGCAUUUCCUAAGGCGCUGACAAGGAGAAUUUGUUUAGCAAUCAAGAACUUCUUUAGCUGUUGAUCAUUUCCUUUGUUCUCCUGACCCUAAUGUUUGAUUCAGGGGUAAUAAGGAGAAAUUAGAAGCAUGUCACUCUUAGGGGUUAAACGGUUAAAACACAUGGGGGGGGCAGAAUACUCCCAAACAUCUCAUGCUUCAGUAAAAAGGAUACGCUCUAGAUGGAUUACCACAUUGCCAUUUUGGCUGUUGAGCAGACCUCCCUUUAAUGUUCAAUAAGAAUAGUACGACCCUGUCUGCACACAUGGCCAUGCUGCACCAUUCACGCUGUGUUUGAUUAAAUCAAAAAAUAACGUUCUAUUCCAUUUUAUGUCCAUGCUGAAAAGAAUCGUGGAAGGUAGAAAAGCCGGCGGGGCAAGUGACAAAAAACCAGGCUCCCCCCCCCCCACACGCUCAAUGUCUGGAUCCGUCACUGUCAAAUUUCCUCUAAAAAAUGAAAAAAGCAGUGACAGUAGAAUUUUUAUUUAAGUUCCAUUUUGGAUUUACGUUGGUGCAGACAAUAGAUCUUUUCUAUAUAUGGUAUGCUGCAUAUUUCUUUUUGCAACUGAAAUCACUCUAAAACUCUCACACUGAAAAUCCACAGAGGCUGUUGUCAUCUAGUCAAGAAAUAUUUGAUGCCAAAGUAGAGGAAAGUCAAAGAAAAGAACAAGAGUAAGUCCAAAGAAUAGUUCAGUUUAUAUAUAAAUAUAUAAGUGAAAUAAUCAUAGAGGACGCAUCAAUUCUCUAUUACUCUGAGUUUCACGCCUAAGCGCUCGUCAGACAGAACUUUCUGUUUCUGUCUGAUGAGCGCUUAGGCGCAAAACUCAGGGUAACAGAGAAUCGAUGCGUCCUCUUUGAUUCUUUCACUUAUAUAUACUCAGCUCUGCUACCACAGCAUUGAGCACUUUAUGCCAAAGUAGACUCAACCCGCACAUUUAUAUAUUUAUAUAUAUAUAUAUAUAUACAUAUUUAGUGAGAUCACUUGGGGUGGCUGUAUGGCCUUACCUCCAUCCUAGCAUCAGCACUGCACUGAUGAGGCCUAGAAGGCCGAAACAGUACUGUCUGCAGUUAGUUAUAUACAUGUUUAUAUAUACAUAUAUAUAUUAUAUAUACAUUUGUUUUGGGGGUAGUGGAGGGGUGCGGGAGGAGGAAUGUCAUGCAAUACUUCCCUCCUCUUCCACUAAACUAAGUUUUUAUUUUCUAAUAUUUAUUUCACAGGUUGACUGAUGGUAUAACUGAGGCUUCAGAGGAGCUGGAAAAAUACGAAAAGUUAAUCAAACAGCUGGAAGGGCAACAGGAGUCUGCUCGAGUAUUUCUAAACAUGAAACAUUUUACUUUUCACACAGAUCCCAAAGUAACAAGGUAUGCAAUAUAUAUUUUUUUUUGGUAUGACUUUUCCCCCUCCCCCUUUCUUUUUGGUACUUUGGGUCUGCGCAUGUGCAAACGUUUUAAUUGUGAGAUGGUGUGCCUUGAGGCUGUCACAAGAGUUUUAAAGGACUUCACAAAAUAGCAAAUCGACAGGAUGUGGGGGAAGGAGGGGGAGGGAGGGGGGAGAAAGGUAACCUCUGGAAUUCCAUCUCCUGGAUUAGCUUCGUGUCACAGUAACCCAGGUGGGCUCCUGUGGUCUGGGGCUUUGGUGUGGUAUUCCUGUGCAGUCUUCACCCAUAUUCACCAAGCAUACAUAAUCAAGACCUUUUUGUCAACAUUAUGAUUAGUCUAUUUGUGAUAGGCGUAUUUCAAGUCAUUCUUUAUUUAUUGAGGCUGUUAAUUCUUGUUAUACAUUUUAGUCUGGAAGCCAAACACAAAGAAGUGUCCCAGGAGGUAAAAACUUUUACCAACAAGGUCCACAUGGGGCAAAGACGCGUGGUUACCCUGAGGAAGACUGUGAAUGAAAUCGAGUCCCAGAUCUCUGAUCUGGACGCAGUCAAAAAAAUAGCAAUUGAAGGUAAAGGAUAUGAACGUGGGCGUAACGUUCUGUGUGCGUAACAGAACAGGAACCAAAGGAAUCGCUAUGGCCAAUUAACCUUUUAACCCCUAAGAAUGACUGACAUCUAAAUUCUCCUGACAAUAUCACCCCUGAAUCAAACAUUCAGGUAAUGAGAAUAAAGGAAAUAGUCAUCAACUAGAGAAGCUCUGGAUUAUAAAAACAAAUUCUCCUCAUCAGCACCUUAGGGAACGUAUAGGGAACAGUAUGGAGAAUAUGCACACUGAUGUUAGGGUGUAAAGGGUUAAGACCAUAGGAAAUAUAUCAAAGCACGAUAAACUCAACGAUAAAUCAGGCCUUCUUGUUGAUAGCGCGCGAAACGCCAGUGGCCAGGUCGCGUUUGGUAAUACUUGCAGCUGAUUGGUUGCAGGGAAUCGGUGAUAAGAGUGAAAUGAAAUGUUGCUGGAUGUGCUAUAUGUCUAACUCUUAAAGACACCAAAACGACCCAGCUAAGGUCACUUCUCGACUGAGUACCGCAAUCUCAACAACAUAGGAAGCCCAUGAAAAUUCAAAUUAAAAACAAGAAAACUGUGUCAAGCGCAGGAAAACGCGGUUGCCCAAGACGUGAUUGAGUUUCUGUCAACAUCCGAUUGGUGGAGAGGGUGGUGUGAGUUUUCUGAACCAAUUACAAAUCGAAGUGAUGCAAUACCAAUGCACCUCUGGAUUUCUUAGUUUUGCCCGUGUUUAAUACUUGCAGUGUAAAAGUUGCCACACAAGAACAACUUAAAUUCCGUGUUUGAAUUACUUUCUUCGUUUAGAGAGAAAUUUUAAGGAGGCUAAACGGCUGAAAGAAGAAAGUGAAACUUUGACGCAACAGGGAGUUGAAAGCCAAGAAAAACUCGAAUCUUUGUUGAAGGAACUUGCAGAAGAUGGAAAGUUGUUAGAGGAAGCGCAAAAACAGAACGCGGACCUGGAAGUAGACAUCAAUGAAAAAGAGCGUCUUAAUGGUACAAUUUUUGUUGUCUCUCGUUUGCUCUUCGUUUAAGUAGAUAUCAAUGUAAAAGAGCGUCUUAAUGGUACAAUUUUUGUUGUCUCGUUUUCUCUUCGUUUAAGUAGACAUCAAUGAAAAAGAGCGUCUUAAUGGUACAAUUUUUGUUGUCUCUCGUUUUCUCUUCGUUUAAGUAGACAUCAAUGAAAAAGAGCGUCUUAAUGGUACAAUUUUUGUUGUCUCCCGUUUUCUCUUCGUUUAACUCUUUCGAGCUUUGUUCAAUUAUCAGCCAAUUAGGUGGGAGGGAUUUUUUCUCUCUUGUUUCUUAUCCUUCAACCAAACAUUGAACCCACAUUCGUCAUUUAGUGUUGAUUGGAUUAGAGGGGAUUGGAUUCUAGUCUAACGAGGCGUGGAAGGGGAGGGGAGGGUGUCUUUUCAGUUACUUUUUCCUCCUUCCAUUCUUCCAACCUUCUCCCGCCCAAAAACUCGGCUCGUUGUGGAUCUCCAACCAUAUCCGUUCUCCUCAAUCUAUAAGAUUCUACUCUUCUCUCGCCCAAAAACUCAUACCCUGGUAAAUACCUGCUCGUUAUGGAUCUCCGACCAUAGUCGAUCUCCGACUAUAACCGAUCUCCGACUAUAACCGAUCUCCGACUAUAACCGAUCUCCGACUAUAACCGAUCUCCGACUAUAACCGAUCUCCGACUAUAACCGAUCUCCGACUAUAACCGAUCUCCGACUAUAACCGAUCUCCGACUAUGGCUGAUACAAGGAAACAAAAAACUAAUUUGUGACUCCUUUUGACGGUUAGCCUAAAAAUGACUCUGGCUUACAAAAAACGUCUUUUAUAUAUCAUUUAUCUAAACCUUUUUUGUUUUGUUUGGUUUUUUGUUUGUUUGUUUUUAGCUGUAGUUAUUGUAGAGGAAGCUUCCGAUAUGAUUCAAGUCCUUCAGGAACAAAUUAAGAGGUAAACGAGUUGUUGGACUCAAUGUUAAAUGUCUCCAGUGAUAAUUUCAUUUUGAUCAAGCUGUUGAUUUGACAUCUCGGAAACGUUACUUCGUUACAGAGUCGGUGAUGACAGUCUGAUCAAGGCUUUGCUAGAGACCGAAGCUAAAACAUGCGAGGUAAGUCUGCAUAAUGCACAGUUAAAAUAUAGUAUUGGGCGACUGAUAAUUUUGCUAAUCCUUUUGUAAAAGGCUGGCGAAAACUUGGUCAUCUAAGACUAGUAGCCACCUUUGUUAUGAUGCACAAAACUUUAUAUGAAUUGACCCCUGAAUAUCUACAAUCUAGAUUUGUAUCGCGAAAUGAUAUCACUUCAUACAGACUGAGGAAUUCUAAGAAUAAAUCGGCUCUUCCACAACCCCGCACCAACUACUUUACAGGAAGUUUUUUUUUUUGACCAUAACCGUUGUUUUUUAAGAAUUUAACAAAAACUCGUCAUCAGACUUUGAAUGAGAUACGGAAAAGUAACCUUAUGUGAUAUGCAUAUUCUUUAAAACCAGUUUAUUAGAGUGACACUGAAGGACAAAGAUCAACGGGAGGACCGUGUAUAAAACAGUGAUCUGUCUAUUUACACUGCGCGGUAUUUGAUUCUUUCUAAUAGAGGGGUGUACACUAAAGAAGAAACACGCGGUCAAUGUCCCAAAUUAUAACCAUAAAAACGAAGAUGGUAGCUGUAUCCAGUUUUCUUCGUGGAGAAGAAUGGCAAUAAAACAUGAAAACUGGCAUUUCAGUACCAGAUGUGAAUGACUCUGAGGACAAAAAACGCGGGCGACAGUGAAGUCGUAUUUGAUUGGUUUUAGUUCUGCAUCUGAUUGGUUGCGCUUAAAGCGUCGGGCGCGAGUCGUGAUUUUUGGACCAAUCGUCAGAGUCUUUUGGACCAAUCACAGAGCGAAGUAAAGCAAAACGAAAGCAAUCUCUAUUCACUUUCGACCGACUCAAUCGCAAAUUGCUCUGUAACAACAACUGAACUCUUUCAAUACAAAAUAUUGCCAUCAAUUUUUUUUGUCUCACAUAUCACGAUAUUGCACGAAACUUCGUUCAAUGGUUGCUAGUUGUUAUGAAAAGCUGUCCUGAAACUUGACAAGGACUUCACUUCUACUUUUAAAGGGGUCUGUUUCUGAGCCUACCAAGCCCUCAGAAAGAGAACACAUCCAACGGCAAGAUUACAACGAUCUAGUGGACAAAUUGAGUGAAUUGGAGGGAAGACUGGAGGCUGUGAUAGAAAUUGAAGAUUUUGACGAGGCUGAUAUCCUUUUAUGACCGAACUAAUUUUACUUAUUCAAUAAAUUAAUAGCUAUGCCACGUACUCAUCAGAACUUGAGGCUUAAAUUUUGCAGCCAGCUACAAGUGCAGGCAAUAUAUGCCGCACGCGGUAAAACUCGACAGCUACUUUUAUGAUGGCUAAGUAUAAAAUGUCGUGAAGCGCAGCUCUCACCAACCAGAGCAGAGUCUACAAGCUGGCUGUUAAUGGUGGGGUACUUUUUUCUAAAAGUUUUGAAUUGUUUGUGCUGAACAUUUAUUAGAUCCUUGUCAUUCUUAAAGGCUCAUUUAUGUGACAAACUAACUUUCUCCAAAGUGUUGACGAAUGUGACAGUUUGUUAUUCAGUCCCAGUUCCCGACAUGUUUCUGAGGUAAUUAGACCGAGCGUAAGGGUAACCGGAACAUACUUCUUGUCUCUGCGGUCUAGGAAGACAACUGCAAGAACACCAGUAAAAGAACUUGGCAUUACUUAGCCAGGCAUUAAAUAGUUCCAGUCUAAAUGCAUUAUGAUAUGACAUUUUCACAGAGAGAGGCGACUAUGUCUUUUUCACACCUACCAAUCUUGAAAGUAGACUUUUGUACGUUUCUUUAACAUUUUACCAGACAGACUCCAGCAGGAAAUAACAAAAAUUAAAGACAAAAUGGCGCGGGAAAAUCCAUAAUCUAGAGAACGAUGCGUAGGAAAAGCGCAUCCCAACAUCAGCAUGAUGGAAUCCAGGCGAAAUUGAACUUAGAAAAGAAAUGAGCUUUUAGCUUCUAUGGUCCGUGCGACGACGCGCAAUAAAGCAGCGGUUUCCUAUGCAACGAGAAGGUUGCACAUGCUUUGUGUUACCGUCUUUUUAUAAGAACAGGGUAAUUUUGAACUCUUUACAGUGGCCAGUUUACGUUAUCAACUCAGUUGAUAAUACUUAAUUACCCUGUUAUACUCUCCCACCGACGCAGCACCACAGUUUCUUCAGAAACUUAUCCCCUUUAUUUUUUACAAGAACAGCCAUGAUGGUAGAUUAAAAAAAAGUUUUUUUGGAAAAUUGUUUUGGGGAUAGUUACUCCUCGGUAAUGUAUUCUGUGAAACGUUGUAAAUAGUUUCGUGACGAAAUUUUGUGGUGAUGGCUUCCUGAUGCUCAGAGUUCACGAUCCUUUUUUUUUCCAGCGGGAGGUCCGUGUAAAUAUUUAUGUAGCCCAGAUCACCUGUUCAUUAUAGGGAUCAAGAGUUGAAGCUAUCAUAUUGAAUAGGAGAGAUCGCGGAAAGCCUGGAGUGAACAAACCAAUAUCACCCCACUCUCCCACUCACGCCUUUUUACUAUCUCCAGGCUUCCCUCGAUCUUACCAAUAGAAUAUGGCGGCUUCGACGCCCGAUCAGAACAUGGAGCUCUUGCUUGUCAGCAAGAAAAUAAGACUCCUAUGCCGCCUUGCUAAAACUGUACGCGUUGCAUUUAGUUUCGCUUCAAGGAAUUUAUCAAUAGGUUCAUUACUGGUAAAUUUCCCGAACAGAAGCAAGUAUUGAUUCCUUCCAAAAAAGCCCUGUAUGCUCGUUAUCUAUUUCCAAAAAUCCCAAAUGACGCGGUCUCUCAUGCUUAUCUUUCGGUGCCUGUCUUUUCUCCCUUUGUGGGUGUGUAUGUGUCAUGGACAUGGUUCAUUGUACGCAAAGAAACACACUUCUACUUUCAUGAAUAAAUUACUCUAAAUUUAUUUUUCAUCAUAAAUUACGCAAAUUAUUCUUGAGACUAUAAAUAUAUACUGGCCCUUGAAGACAAACAAAUCAGAAUGUUUUUCUUCGUUGUGAUUGGUUUAACAUUGUCAUGACACGCUUUUGAUUCCAAAACUAGACACUGUGAGCAGGAUAACUGGGAUACCUGGAUGGUACUGGAUCCUUGGAAUCAAGUGUAGUGAUACUACGGGUGUCGGACUAGUAUACUGAAAUAGUGCGCUCAAGUCUGACCAAGGGCAUACACCUAUUUCAAAACAUAGGCAUGCUAUACAUGCAAGAGUUACUUUUUUGUAGGGUGGGUGGAUUACUUGAAACAUUGUGAGUGAUGUCUACAUUCUUACAAAAGGAGAGAAGAAUAUUAAUGUGGGAAAGCACGAAAAUGUCAAAUUACCUCACUCACAGGUAUUUUGUGGUAGAUUAUGUGUUUUGCGAAUAAAUGUAAGCUGUAUUGGUGCCACGGAUGCCUGUUAGUACAAAAUGCAGACAGCAGACUGCAGACCGGAUACAAAAUAUAGACUGCAGACUGCAGAGUGGGUACAAAAUGCAGACUAAGAAUCUGAAGAAUCUUUACGUCUGGUAUAUAAUAACAUGUUAUCUUACAGCUUACCGAGCGUCACGUAAUCGCUUUUCUGCGAUCCGCCUUCCUGGCCCAUUUCUUGAUGAAAAUCGAUCGCAAUAUUAUUUCAAGCCUUCAAUAUAGUCUUCUUACUUUGCGCGCGAGUUGGUUGGUGUGAUGUCUGUACAGAUUUUACCAACGUAAUAAAAGUAGAUGACGUGAAUAACAGUGAUGGUAAAGCAAGCUUAAAACGGCAGAAAUCGCCAGAAAAUACAACGGAUACACAGGGUAUGAGUAAGUUUUAUUGAUUUUACGAGAAAAAUGUUCAUAUUUCGAAAUAUGUGUCGUUGUAAAUCGACCAUACUUCGUUCUCUAUACUAUUCCUUAUAACGUGCAGUUCCUCUCGUAACUUAACACCGAGUCACCCAACGCGUGACGCGUUCAUGAAUUAAUCGUUGGCUUUUUCUCGAGACGUGAGCUUGGGCCGCCUGUGACAAGACAAUUGCGUAAACAAUAUUUAACAUAAUAACAUUAUACACAAAAAAACACAGGGUUUUGUAUCACGCAUUUAUUAAAAAAGAAUAUUCAUACAACUACAAUGAAAACAAACAUAAGAUUCACCUUUCUGAUCGCGAAAUUAAUACCAUUCAUACUGUUAUCGUAGCGAAGUUCCCUGCCAUCAAGUGAAUCCAACAUGUCGUCUUUCUUCACAAGCAGUUUGCAUCCAUCAUAGUUAUGUUCUUCAGUCUCACGGUAGUAGUGUUGUUCAAUAGAUUGCAUAGAGUAUAUGUAGUUUGGCUUCAGAUUUCAGAUUUUGCUUUUUACAACAAGUGAACGUUUUUCAACUAAGACAUUGGCAUACUUAGCAUACAAGGCAUUCAAGGCUUUCAUGGCUUUUAAGCGUUCGCGACUCAAUCCGUUCCAAAAUUACCGCUCAAUAACAUCUUUCAGUGUGGAUUAGCCGCGAUUAAUACGACUUGUAUAUGCGUCUGUAAGUAUUUUGCGCGUUUGCGCCAUAAUGCUCCUGGAGAUCGUAAUCCAAAUACGUUAAAAUACAAAAUAACUGACCAAAGAGUUUUAUGAGCAAAUCUCGUGAUUCGUCAUGUGACCCGGCCCUGUCUGUGCAUGACAACGUCAAUUAUCAUCAAGAUAACACGCGUGAUCAGCAUGUGAACACCUCAUUGGAUCACAGUUAGUUGUCAUGGUGUUGAGGGCCCAAUGACCUCUGGGUACUAUUGCGCAAUUUUUCCAUUUUGUGGCGGAGGAAAAAAAAAAAAAGACGGCAAAAAAACAAAGGCAUUUUAUGACUGGGCUACCACAGGUAUCCCAGUAAAUAGCUAAAAGAGAGAGUCACAAGGCUUGAUUGUUUCAAGUUGAUUUCUUAGAAAUCGUCUACCUUUGCUCGCUCGCUUUUGCCGGACGGACAACAUGGACAUUAAAACGUUGUUCCAUAAUCUUCGAGAAGAAGUGUCUUGUCCAGUGUGCACUAACAUAUACAAGGAUCCAAAACAACUCCCAUGUCUCCACAGCUUUUGUCUGCAUUGCUUGAAUCAAUGGCACAGAACAAGCCAUGGCCGAGACACAAUCAGAUGCCCGAAGUGCCAAGCUCUUAGCAGAGUGCCUGAAAGUGGCGAUUUGAAAGAUCUUCCCACCAGUUUUUAUCUGAACGGCUUGAUUGAUGUGCUGACAAUUAGAGAAUGUAAAACCAGCCAGGUGAAAUGUGGAAAUUGCGACAAGAGCAACUCGGAAAGUUCGUAUUGUUUCCAUUGCUGUGCAUUUUAUUGCCAAAAGUGCGUAAUUGCGCACAACAUCAUGAAAACCUACAAAGAUCACCGUGUCCUGGCGCUUAAAGAAUUUCAAGACAAGGACUAUGAGGAUGUAAUGAAACGACCUGACUUUUGUCCUACGGAAGAUCACAACAAAGAAGAACUGAAGUACUUUUGCAAGACUUGCGAAAUGCCAGUUUGCCAAAUUUGUGUCACAUUGGACCAUGGAGCCCAUGAUAUGAAAUUAAUCAAGGAAGAGGCAGAAAUACAGAAGAGUGAGAUGAGGUCGUUGGUUAAAAAGCAGAGACGUAAUUUGCAAGCUAAGAUGAAAACCGUCAAUCAACUUGAUGAAGAGUUCGCUAAACUGAUGCAACAAGGCGAAGACGUGAAGAGAGAUGUUCAAAGACUUGUUGACAACCUCGUUGCCGUUAUUAAGGCGAAAAGGCAGAAUAUACUAUCAUCGUUGGAGAAAGAAACGAGGAGAUCGCUUGAUCUUGUAACGGAGCGAAAAACCGAAAUUCAACGGCAAAUCACGGCCAUAGAAUCUUCGCUGGAAAACGCUAAUAAGCUUUUAACUCGUAGUAGUAACGCUGAAAUCGUUCAAUCAAAGAAAUCAUUAGACACCAUUUUUGAAGGAGUUGAUCAAACCGCGCCAAUUGACCGUGACAACAAAAGCCUCCCGGCUGGUUUCGUUUUCGAGAAAAAUAUAAAACUGUUGGAGACUGUCAAAACUGAUGACAUUGGAACUUUGCAAAUCUUGCAACCCACUACGGCAAGUCAUUUUAUUUGCGAAGGCAAAGGAAUUGAAGAAGGAAUUGUAAACCGUGAGGCACAAUUUACUUUGACCUCAAGGAAUGGUCGUGGUAAACAGUGUUACGAUAAACGUGACCAUGUCACAGUGAAGAUCAGAUACGAACGAGGACGAGAAUGCGCGACGAAAGGAGGAAUAAAUGACUGUGGAGAUGGACUCUACCAGAUCAAUUAUACUCCAAAAUAUCAAGGAAGGUGUCAAGUGAGUGUACAGGUAAACGGGGAACAUAUUCACCAGAGUCCUUUUCUCGUACUCGUAAAACCAUUUCAAUUCAAACCUGUUUUAACUUUCGGUGAGGAAGGUUCGUCUUUAGAUAUGCUUAACAAUCCUUUUGGGCUGGCUGUAAAUGCCAGGGAUGAGAUAGCUGUUUCUGAUAAUUUCAAUCACACAAUUAAAAUCUUUAACAGUGAUGGAAAUUAUUUAAGAUCCUUUGGUCGUUGGGGUAGCGAAGCGGGAGAACUUGAAUAUCCUAGAGGAAUAGUUUUUCAUAAUAAUGGGAAUAUUUUUGUCGCGGACAAUUCGAGUCGAAUUCAGAUUUUCAAUGGGAGGGGUGAGUUCGUAAGAAGCUUUGGUGGCCGUGGACAUCUUGAUAACCAACUCAAUGAUCCUUUGGGUUUAUCUGUAGACAGUGACGGUAAUGUGAUCGUUGCUGAUAGAGGAAACAGCUUAAUCAAAAUCUUUUCUCCCGAUGGAAAGUUCCUUAUGAAAAUAGGUGGGCAGGGCUUUUUUAAAUCGCCUUUCCAUUGUAUUCAGUAUGAUAGAUAUUUCAUAGUGUCAGACAACGAUGAAAAUUGUAUCAAAGUUUUUGACAGGAAUGGAAACUUUCAAUACGCGUUUGGAAAGGAAGGUAGAGGGGACGGGGAAUUUCGCGGUCCUUGUUUUAUAGCAGUGAACAAAUCAGGAAACCUGAUGAUCUGUGAUGGAAGUAAUGACAGAGUACAAGUGUUUGAGCCCAAUGGUAAGUUUAUUGGCAAGUUUGGAACAAAGGGUAGCAGUUUAGGAGAGUUUAAAUUUCCUACGUCCCUGGCAAUUUUAAGUAACGACCGAAUUGCUGUAUGUGAUCACGAUAACCAUCGUAUUCAGAUCUUUGAAUGA